Molecule: messenger RNA, 957 nt
Organism: Ectocarpus siliculosus
Lineage: Eukaryota; Phaeophyceae; Ectocarpales; Ectocarpaceae
Source: the annotation of a GenBank genome assembly
AUGAACUCGCGGAGCACUCAAUCCCGUAAUUCCGAGGAGUCCCAGGUCCAGCCCACUUCCUCCGAAGGCGAGGAAGUUUCCAGGCGACCGUUGGUGGUGACAAUUGUUGGUCUCUUCGCUUGGGUGUUGAGCGUGAUCGCUGCAGCAGAUGACGACUGGUUUAUCGGGAGUACCCUCAGACCAGGCAGAGCGUCAACACUGGCGGCUUGUGUCAUCGUCCAUGAGGAGGACGGACACUGGUACACAUGGUGUGCUCUCUAUCGCACCUUCACCGCAACGCAGUGCAUCGCCACUGUGCUUUGCUCCUUUGCUACGCUGGUGUUGGCGGUUCCCGCGGGUUCGAGAAAGUGUGCAAGGCGUACGGGGAACGCGAUGAGGGUGCUGCUAGCGUGCUCUGUUUUCUUCCAACUGGUGGCGGCCUGUCUGGCGGCGAGUGUCUACGUUCACCUGAGGAUCCACCGUCCAUACCACGACGGUAGCGGCUUUCCUGCGAUGCUACUGGGGCCGACGUUCGUCCUUGCUUGGGGGGCAAUCUUGGUAGCUCUCGUAGAGAUAUCCCUCCUGCGUAUCUCCCAUCCGGAAUCGAGAGGAACCGGGCCUCAUCAAGAACCACCUUUCUAUCUUCGCCACAUCUAUACUCGGAACCAUCCGAAGAGCCGGUUUUGGGUGUUGCUCGGGAUCGGCUCCCUUAUCGUGGUCUUCGACGUGACGACUCUGGUGAACUACGUUGACGCUUCGGGUCUUUCGAGCCCGGGCUUGCAAAGCAUUCCCUUGGUCUUCUGCGUCUCGAGCGUCAUCUUUCUCGUCUGGUCCGCUUCCCACAAGCAAGCGACCAAGGGAAAGUGCUUCGUCCUCGGCCUGGGAGUACUAGCGUCAUUGUUUUACCCCCAAACGCGCUUCGUAAUGGGCAUGCUGGGAUGGGCCAACGCUGACGAGGAAGAUUCCACCCCGACUUGA